AUGGUCAUCGACCAAUUCCAACAACACUUCUUCCUGGAAAACAUGCUUUCCAGUCCCCUCGAACUCGAUGACCCGAACCUCUCGGAAAUAGAGUCUAUUUUCGACUCAUCUCCAGACAGCCCAGAAUCCGGAAUUCAUGAACAGUUUGACGAUUUCAAUCUCAAGUCAACCACCAUUGGAGUUACUGAACAUCUGCCAACAAGAAGACUGAGUCAUCUGAAGCCAAUUAAUUUGAAAGUUUUCCACCAUCAACCAAUUCCUCACAUCUCGACUUCUCGACUGCACCAGGUUUCAAAAUUGCACCAGCCUUCUCAACUUCACCAGACUACUAAUUAUCGGUCCGAGGAAUUGAAGGAACAUGUUUUGAACCCAAAGUUGACAGUCAAGACCGAUAAGAGCCCAAGAAAUAUUAUCAGCUCCACAUCGAACCCCACCGCCUUCUCCACUAUGUCUGCCCAGCAGAGAAUUCCACCUGCCACAGCUCAGGCAACUCGAAAGCAUGCACUGAUGCAAAGCAGAGAGAUGACGUUGGCUCAGAUUAAACAGAAGAACGUUUUGAAGGUGAAAAUAUUCUUCCAGGAUGAGGUGCUUGCAGUGAAGCUCCGUAAAGAUCUGCUUAGUGGCAUCAAGGAAUUGGCAGACGUUACCAAGUAUAAGUUGCUUCAAAGACAUAAUUUUGCCGUGAGAGAUCUCAAACUUUCACUCAAGUUUGCAGAUUCUCAGCUUCAACCGGUGAUGCUUUGUGGAGGAAGCAACCCUUUUGCAUCAAUGUAUGAGGACAUUUGUAUGGAUUAUAUCCAAUCGAAGAGCAAGAUCUUGAUUUCAGCAAGCCUUAAGUAG
Molecule: messenger RNA, 840 nt
Organism: Sungouiella intermedia
Lineage: Eukaryota; Fungi; Ascomycota; Pichiomycetes; Serinales; Metschnikowiaceae
Source: the annotation of a GenBank genome assembly